AUGGAACACUCCGAGAACGAAGCUUUGAAGUCAGCAGCGCAGAAACCUGCUGUGUGGUUCAGGUAUGUGGACGAUACCUUUGUUAUCUGGUCACAUGGGAGGACUGGUCUCAACCAAUUCCUGGAAUUCUUGAAUGCUCAGCAUCCGAGCAUCAAGUUCACCAUGAAAAUUGAGCAGAACGGAUGUCUCCCAUUUCUGGAUGUCUCGGUUCGUUGUAAUGAGGAUGGUACUCUGAGUCAUCAAGUAUAUCGCAAGCCCACCCACACAGACAGGUACCUCAAUGCUGCCUCCCGUCAGCACCCCUCCCAGAAGAACUCUGUCAUUAGCUCCCUAAUGUACAGAGCUCUUACAAUCUCCCAAUCUUCCAACGUCAACAGCGAAGUUGAACAUCUAGAGACAGCUCUGGCCAAGAAUGGGUAUAACAUUCAACAAAUUCGAAAGGUCAAAAGAUAG
Diachasma alloeum is the source of this 453-nucleotide messenger RNA. RefSeq lists its product as uncharacterized. The record is from RefSeq and is a predicted model, not a curated record. Bases 1 to 453 code for a protein of 150 amino acids. Lineage: Eukaryota; Metazoa; Arthropoda; Insecta; Hymenoptera; Braconidae. The transcript has a single exon.